CCACGAUCGUGGCCUACACGCACUCGCUUCACCAUUUGACGCAACCCCGUACAUUGGCAAUCCCGGCCAACUCAACCGUAAAAAUUAUCAUCGAUACCCCCUGACCGGCGCUUUAGUAUUUCGGUCUUUCAACUGCUUUGACAUCUCCCCGACUUCGGGACCGUGUCUUAGGAUGUUUACUCAUUGCUUUGAGAAGUUUCGAAUGCGUUUCUGUCAUGGCCCUUAGAUGUUACUGACUGACUAUUGGGUCUUUGAGAGGUCUCUCUAUCACCGACUUGCGGCCACUUCAGUCUCAGGCUUAUGAUCCUCUGCCCGUUUCGUUUCUACCAUUGUGGUUACAACGUUUCCAUCUCCUCAAAAACAUUACCUCCAACCGCCCCCUUUGCCUGGGUGUGAAGUUCAUUUGAUUGGGUUGUGAAGGUUGUUUGGUGGAUUGUGGUGACAGCAAAAAUUUCCGCCUCGUUCUGCCCUGCUGGGAGGGAUUGCCGCUCGGACCCGCUAUAACGGCGUCGUCUCGACUGCUUUGUGGUUUCGGGCUGUUAAGAAUUCUGGGAAAUAACCCUGCAUUUCCGGAUCCUUUCGUUGUUGCAGCCGCUGCUACUCGUUGACGGUUUUCCAUUGACAUGAUCAAUUGGGGGGGGGGCGGGUUGCUAAAUAUUUUCACGGCUUGGGGCCUUCUCCCUCCCUCUUCAAAUACAGAAUGCGUUUUCGGUGCUAUCAUUUCUUUGAUUCAUGCCUCUAUUCCUAGGUGUUUUUGCCGUGGGUAUUUUUUGGGGGAGGGGUGCUGUGGAGUUUUGCGCAACCGUCCCAUUUCGGUAUGUUGCUUCUCGAGACGACUGACUGGUGUUUUUGCCCAGGUCGGGGUAGCUUUGGAUGUCGGAAUAGGGGACCUUCGGCUCGGUUUUGGUUGAUGCAUCGAUCACUCUCGGCUUCGCAUAUAAUUCUCUGGUCGGUCGGCCCAGCAACCAUGGAUUGCACGAGGGUCUUUGGCUUGGUUUUAAGAGUUGUCUUGGAAGAGUUGCGGGGUGACAUUGGAGUUUGGUGCUAGCAAGGCACUUGGAGCUCUACUGGAUCGUUCGUGAAUUGAGUGUGGGGCUUGGAACAGCUGAGAGACCAGGAAUAUAGGUUCCAAGAGAACGAAAGUUGGGAGCUUUCUUGCAUAGAAUGUUUCCUUCGUGGAUGAAUGAUAUUUUUUGUGUAGAAGAUAUAGGAAUAAGGUUAGCUGAUGCGCUGGCUUAAGCUUUAUAUAUAUGUGCCUCCGAUCCUCUGUAAUGUAUACAGUGUAAUUAAGCCUGUGCCCUUAUUGCUUGCCCCUCUUGGGUGUCAGCGGUGUUGUCAUCGCUCCUCUUCACUCUUGUCGUCCCUGCUCCUGCUCGCACACACAUCCACUUCCCUCCGUGUGAACCUCAACCAACUCCCAACUCCCCACCUUCUAAGUCUUCUUCUUGCAACCACCACUACAUUGUGCGAAAUCGUACGAAAUCGUACGCAUAUUCGCCCAGGAGAUAUCGCUACAAGCGCUAAGUCUACCUAGAGUUGCAUUUUUAGAAAUCAUGAGUUCCGGAUUGGACUCGCCCCUCUCUUCGCUUCUAUCCUCACCCCCCGCCAGUGACGACGAGAUCAGUCCUCCCAGCCCUGUCGCAGCAGCAGUUACCAAAGGAAAAGGAAAGGCAGUAUCGAGAACGAAGCCUACUCCUAAGAAGGGUGUAAAGGGAAAGCAGCAGCAAAAGCUACCUUUCGUCCGCAAAGCCUCGACUCCUCCGCGCAAAGUCAAAAAGAAGGAGCCCCCCCAUGUACCUACACUCGCGGAUUCGCCGGAGCUGGCGUUCAUUGUCAUGUUCCGUUCUCGCUUUACAGACGCGUUCAAAGGCGUUCCCAAUCUGGGUUGUCAAGACAUUGAGCGCGGAAUCGUGGAUUCUACGCCAUCUGAGCAGGUUGAGCAACUCCUUUGCAAACUUUUGAGUUUGGUAUUGAAUAGGAAGAAACCGGUUGAGCGUGGUCAUAACCAACGUGCCUUGGAAGAAGCAGCCAACGCACAUCGAAACCAAUGGCCUGCAUCUUGGGAAGGAAAGAGCCCGUUCUCGGGAAACAAGUCUUUCGGUGACCUGGAUACAGCUCAGCGUUUGGAGAUUCUUGAAGCAUUGAUUCAUUGGAGUUUGAGUUCCUCGGAGGUCAUUCGCGGUAUCAUCAACGAUUCCUACAAGGGCAGUCGACGCGAUGAUGACCUGAACGUACCGUUAUCUGUUCAACCAUGGGGCAGAGAUGCGGACAAGCGCAGAUAUUGGUUGAUUGAAGGAAGAGACGAUACUCCCUUUAGGCUUUAUAGGGAAUCUAAUCCUGCGUUGAAGACUCAUACUUGGAUUUCUGUUGCCGGUACCAUCGAGGAGAUCCAGACGGUCGCCAAGGAGCUUGAGGAAGAGGAUGGUUCUAAACAUGCAUUGGCCUUGAAAGAGAAGAUCAUUGGUGCCAUACCUCGCUUUGAGGAAGGCGAAACCAGGCGCAAGAAGCGAGAAUAUCGUGCUUCCAGGAAAGCGUUCUUCAAUCAGCCUAGUGGGGUCUCACUCUACGAAGGCCGUACUCGUGGGAAGCGCAUCAGAUACAAUUUCUCCACUGACGAGGAGGGUACGAAAGAGACAUCUGAACAGGAUGACAGUCGUUCUAGGCGUAGUGCACGUUCCAACAAAGGAUCUCCUGCCCCACAACCGCUGCCGCAACCCGAGGUCCCAAUAUUCACUGCAUCUGGAAGGCAGAUUCGCAAACCGGUCACCGGUGAUUAUGGCGAGGUGAAAAUCAACGGUAGCAAUGGAACUGCCGUCGGGAGCCGCGGUACUCCCUUCGGAAGCGAGAAUGGGGAUUACAAUAAUCGUGGACUUCCACUUGUCGGCGUUGUCGUAUACAAGGGUGAUGAUGGGGAUGAUAAUGAGGGAGACGACGAACGAGAGGAGUCUGAAGAUGAAGCUGGCUGGGGAUCUGGGCCGGGUGGAGUGGAGGAUGAGGAUGCCCCGAGAAAGUCUCUUAGGAUCGUAUUCAAAAUUCCCAAAGCUCCUGGUCCAGCCGAUGGUGCUUCUCCCGCUGCCGGGAACAAUGGUGUUGUAUCUCCAAGCAAAGCUCACCAAAUCGUUCGUGUCGCUGGAGGAGAGCCAACCCCGACUCAUACUCCAGUUCCUCACGGCAAUGGCCUCAAAGCCAACGGAGUGCACAAAAGGGACGCCGAAGAUGUCACCAUGAGUGAUAUUGAGCCGAUCAAGGAAGUCAAUCCCGCCGUAAAUGGUGCAAAGCCACCUGUCGAUCAGAAAAAGGGCCUUUCGGUCUAACUCGAUCAACUGUCUAUUUAUCAAAAGUCCUACGCCUUAUCUUUACGUUUUUCGCUGCUGCACCUAACGAUCGGGAAAGGUGGUCGAGUCUUUCGAAGUGCAUGCAUACCAUAAACUGUACGAUAACUAUUUUCCUUUUUUCUUCCCUUUACCAUGAUCAUAGCUAGCAUUUCGAAAAAUCGGUAUGGUACGGGGUGGGAUUAAAAUAUUGAUCUGGGGUUUCUGUUUUGUUCUUUCUCUACCUUGCUACUAGUUUCUACUUCUUCCCUGCCCGUAUUACCUCGCGCAUUCCAUUGACCUUCGAGCUCUAGUGAGCGGGUAGGUGAUGUUUUUGAUUACAAGUGUCGGCGGGUAUAAGUUAGGGGCGUAACAUAUUUGCACUAUGGUGGAUUAUGGACGAAGCGCGUUUGGUAUAUGAUAGGAAAGGAGGAAGGGGGGAGGGGUGAGUUAUGAUACAAGUUAUCGCUACAAGCUUUUUUUAUUUUUAUAUUCGUGUAAGAUCGUGUUUUUUUUUUCUUUGUAGCCUGGCUGGCAAAUACAUAGAUAAAGGCGUCUAUCAUGAGGAGAGCUGAAGAUUGAGAGGAAGCGAAGGCAAGGGGGUGAAGAGUGAGGGAAGUCCGGGACACCUGCUAGAUUAGUUUACAAUACUUUAACUUAAUGUUUCACCGA
Tuber melanosporum (Perigord truffle) is the source of this 3983-nucleotide messenger RNA. RefSeq lists its product as uncharacterized. NCBI's taxonomy places the organism in Eukaryota, Fungi, Ascomycota, Pezizomycetes, Pezizales, Tuberaceae. The record is from RefSeq and is a predicted model, not a curated record. The transcript has 5 exons. The coding region runs from base 1554 to 3314 and encodes 586 amino acids.